AUGAACAGUCAUAAUGGAAAAUACUAUGUAUCACCUGUUAAUAUUGAGCUCAAAGUUAAUAUGAUAAUUGUGUCACACUUCUGUGUGAGGGAUAAGUGCGCCGGACCCCUCUCAGCCGGCCCCCACACGUCCCCCAUCUGGCACCACCGCCUGGCGGCCUGCGGCCUGGUGCUGUUCUCGGUGGGCGUGGGGCUGGCCCUCGUGCUCAACCUGCUGCAGGUGCAGCGCCACAUCACCCUGUUCCCAGACGAGGUGGCCGCCACCAGCUUCUCCUCCACCUGGUGGGUGGCCCUCUGCUGCGGCACGGCGGCCGCUGUGGUGAGCCUGCUGUACCCCUGCAUCAACAGGCACCUAGGGGAGCCCCACGAGUUCAAGCGCGAGUGGACCAGCAUCAUGCGCUGCGUGGCAGUCUUUGUGGGCAUCAACCACGCCAGUGCUAAGUUGGACUUCGCCAACUACGUGCAGCUGUCGCUGACGCUGGCCUCGCUGUCCCUGGGGCUGUGGUGGGCAUUCGACCAUUCCCGUAGUGGCCUGGGACUCGGCAUCACCAUCGCCUUCCUGGCCACGCUCAUCACACAGCUGCUGGUGCACAACGCGGUCUACCAGAACACCUCCCCUGACUUCCUCUACAUUCUCUUCUGGCUGCCCUGCAUCUUCUUCUCUGGAGGCGUGCCCAUGGGCAACAUCGGGCGGCAGCUGGCCAUGGCUCUGCUCUCGCACCCGAGCCCAGCACGCCUGUCUGCAGGAGCUGGGACCGCGACGGCCGGUCAACUUGGCUGGGGACUCAAACCCUUGACUCCGUUCCCGCGGACGGAGCCGCUGCAUCUCAGAGCCCCGAACUUAAAGCCGAUGCCAGCUCUGAGCCUCGCACACGGCCCCGGAGCCCCAUGGAGCUGUGGGCAGGCGCCAGCCGGGUCGUCCAAGUAG
Molecule: messenger RNA, 927 nt
Organism: Erinaceus europaeus (western European hedgehog)
Lineage: Eukaryota; Metazoa; Chordata; Mammalia; Eulipotyphla; Erinaceidae
Product: insulin-induced gene 2 protein-like
Exons: 2
Coding region: 1-927 (308 amino acids)
Biological process (GO): SREBP-SCAP complex retention in endoplasmic reticulum; cholesterol biosynthetic process; cellular response to insulin stimulus
Cellular component (GO): endoplasmic reticulum; SREBP-SCAP-Insig complex
Source: RefSeq, a predicted model, not a curated record